CUACGAUAAUGCCCUAUUUACAGUGCUAUUUACUCUCCCUAAGUACUUACCUAGGUACGUACCUAGGCACCCCCAGCCAGUGCCCGAAUGCGGACAAUCGUGUAAAUGAGCUGCCUAAACUGUCGAUCUAAUUGAUAUACUGCGUCAGCGUGCCCACAACAUGCUAUCCACGGGCAUUCCUCCAUAACAAACGGCAAAGCCGAGGCAUCAUGAUGGUUCGAGAGAAGAAAUGCACCUUGCUGCCACCGCCGCGUGCUGCCGCUACCCAAUCGCGAUGGCGAUCUCUUGGGGCUCUCCUGCUGCACGCUAUCGCCGCUGUUGCGUUGUUGAAGACUGCAUUCGAGCUGUAUCAACACUUCACUGCCGGUGAAGAUCCAUCGGCGUCUCUGGCAAAAUGCCUCCAAGUAGAUCCUCUCGUCCCGAGCCAGCAGAGCCCCGCGCUAUCUGAGAUGGAGGAAUACCUCCGCACUGACAAGUUCCGCGAUGAGACUGUUGAGCGCCUUGCUGGCGCUGUUCACAUCCCGACGCAGACAUUCGAUGAUCUCGGGCCCGUUGGCGACGACUCUCGAUGGGACACCAUGUUCGAGCUUGCUGAUUAUCUGAAAUCAACUUUCCCGCUUGUACACAGUUCUCUGGCUCUUGAGAAGGUGAAUACGCAUGGCCUUUUGUAUACCUGGAAGGGGACCGACUCCGGCCUGCGCCCAACAGUUUUGAUGGCACACCAAGAUGUUGUCCCCGUUGCAGAAUCAACUGUCGACCAAUGGACACAUCCACCUUUCAGCGGAUUCUACGAUGGUAAAUAUGUCUGGGGCCGCGGUUCAUCCGAUUGCAAGAACACCCUUAUCGGCAUCCUGGAAUCCAUUGAGCUGCUUAUUGAGGCUGGAUUUGAGCCUAAGAGAACCGUUGUCUUGUCGUUCGGCUUCGAUGAGGAGGUACAGGGGAGUGAAGGUGCUGGCCACCUUUCUCAAGUGCUUGUUGAUCGCUAUGGGAAAGACGGUGCUGCUGUUCUCGUUGAUGAGGGAGGGAGUUUUGCCGAUAGCUGGGGAACCACCUUCGCUCUGCCUGGCGUUGCAGAGAAAGGGGCUAUAAAUGUUGAGAUUAUUGUAAGGAUGCCUGGUGGUCACUCAUCGAUUCCUCCCGCGCACAGCGGAAUUGGGGUUGCGUCGGAGCUGGUAACGCUGAUUGAGGCCAACCCCUAUGAGCCCCGGUUUCACGCUGAGAACCCGUUCCUCGGACUACUCGAGUGUGCAAAUGCAUACAGUCCCGAAUUUCCACCAAGCUUGAAGAAACAUCUUCCCUGGAAAGAACCUUCUUGUCCAGCUAAGAAGGAUAAGCUUGCCAUUGAAGCAGCUAAGUACGGGGAUUCUAUCAAGUAUCUCUUCACGACUUCCUUAGCCGUGGAUAUCAUUGAUGGCGGAGUCAAGACGAACGCGCUCCCAGAGCGUACGCGUGUCGUUGUGAACCACCGGGUAAAUGUAGGUGAAAAAGUCUCAACGGUGCAAACAAAGAUAGCACAUCUGGCUUACAAAGUGGCGACAAAACACAAUCUUACCCUCCAGCCGUUCACGGACGAACCUGAAAUUCCAAGCUCCAUCAAGCUCAUCGCCAAAGAAACUUUGGAGCCGGCGCCUGUAACGCCAACGAUGGUGGAUGGUGUCACUCCGUAUGGUGUUCUCUCGGGCACUACCCGCGCUUUAUACGGCGAGUCCAUGCUAAUGGCACCGGCACUCAUGACUGGAAAUACAGAUACCAGAUUCUACUGGGAUCUAACAAAACAUAUUUUUCGAUAUGGUCCCGGCUACGACCCUGAGCUGGGCUUUGAUCUCGGUGGGAUUCACACGGUGAAUGAAAAGGUCAGUGUCAUUGCGCACACAAGACUCGUCCAGUGGUACUCGUUGUUUAUCAGAAACAUGGAUGAGGCCGAACUAGCUUGAACCGCGGGCAGGACCUACACAUCAUGUACGUAACCAACUUGGAAGAACACAUUGUUGAGGAUACAUAUCAUUGGGAGCUUAACUUAUGAAAGCGCUACGCCCAGCAUGAGGAGAAUUGGUGCCAUUGCUUGAGUGUUUGCACUGUAGCAUCUACCAGAUAACCAUAAUAUAGUGCAUUAUUCCCUGUGAGGAAAUCUCAGCAGGCUGAUCUUCCGCGGCCGGGUCACUUAUGGUUAGAACUUUUGUCGCAGCCGAAUAGAUCUCACGCAUGCGUUGAACCUAAAUACCUAUUGCGGUAGCAGUGCCGGUCUGGUUGAUGCAUAGCGCAUAUAUUCAGGGCUAGACCAGGUCUCUCUACCAUGCCCACAAGAUUUGCAGUACAUUUUUCAGAUUCUACUGUGGUGGGUAGACUUCCCGUUCAUGGUUAUCCUAUCUCCGUCGUUGGGAUCACCCCAUUCGUAUGAUAAGGGGAAGAUAUCGCCCCAUGAUUACAAUAGGUACUGGCGU
This is a messenger RNA of Xylaria bambusicola, 2441 nucleotides long. RefSeq names its product peptidase family M20/M25/M40. Gene Ontology annotation, molecular function: metallocarboxypeptidase activity. The coding region runs from base 210 to 1934 and encodes 574 amino acids. The record is from RefSeq and is a predicted model, not a curated record. The transcript has a single exon. Gene Ontology annotation, cellular component: fungal-type vacuole lumen. Lineage: Eukaryota; Fungi; Ascomycota; Sordariomycetes; Xylariales; Xylariaceae.